AUGGCUAUGGACGCUCUCAAAAAUCUUGUGAACAACGUCCCGGAUUGGCUGAAGCGCCUUGACGAUCUCAGCGGCCAGAUCGACCGACGACAGGCCGAGCUGGCCGCUGUCGCUGCAGCAGAAGGAAAGAGCCCAAAGGCGAAGUCCCUUCGCAACAAGGGCUCGACUGAAUCACUAAAGCCCAAAGAUGACCCUCCGGUAGUCCACGCUGAGGCUUCCGCCGACGAGGAUACACCUCAAGAUGCCACAGCGCAAACGCCAACCAAGACCUCCGAUCCACCAAAGGUCCAUACACCGAGCCCAGCCUCCAUUCACCAGCAACAAGAGAUCAUCAAGACAGCACAAGCCAGGGCACGAGCUCAGGUUAGGAAGAAGCCCAAGUCGCCCUCCAUGAUGUCGACUGAAGACACUCCCGCCGCAUACCGAACAAGAAGCAUGAUCAUUGUCUACUAUGAUAGCUAUGUCCAGGGCUUCUUUGACGAACUUGUGCGAUUCGUCUCAUCCAGUCGUAACCUAAUGCGCAAGGCCAAGAUGGCUGCACGGGUCGCUCAGAUCAAGAAGUUGGCUGAGCAAGACGUGUCAGAGGAUGGCAACAACGAUGAUGCACUCCCAUCACUACGUUAUAUGAGCAGCAGGCGAUUCGGCCCCAUGUCAAUAGCGCGGCCAGGUGCUGGCGAUCAGCCACCCGACGUAUACGACAAUCUCGAUAAAGGCCUCGAGUUUGUACAGAGCCUGUGUGAACACGGCGCUCACCAAUUCCUACGCGAUGGAGAUUGUAACGAUGAAAUCAGCAAAGUGCAAAAGCGACUCGCCGAGGUACUCGAGAUGGCCAAGACAGAAAUGGAGCGUGUCCAGCGCGAAGAGCCCGAACUGGCCAAGGAGACAGGCGAAAUGGGCAAGAUCCGGACACGACGACCCAUCAGCAUGCGUCGCGAAAUGUCGGCUGGUCUUAAAGAAGGCAGCCCAACACCUGCCAAGGAGGAGAACAAACAAGAACCCGCAAAGUUAGAAGCUGCUGAUCCCACCCCGGCACCGGAUCCUAUGGCGCCCAUGGCGGUGGAUCCAAACAUCAUGGAAGCCGACGAGGGCAUUGAUGUUGAGAUGGAGAUCCCCAAGCUACAAUAUCGAUCAACCCGGGCGAUGCGCAGCCGCGGUCCAUAG
This is a messenger RNA of Fusarium venenatum, 1161 nucleotides long. RefSeq lists its product as uncharacterized. The record is from RefSeq and is a predicted model, not a curated record. Lineage: Eukaryota; Fungi; Ascomycota; Sordariomycetes; Hypocreales; Nectriaceae.